GCUAUGUGGAUGUAAUCUCACCACUCAGUCCUGUGAAAUUCUGUCUUCAGCUCUACAAUCCUCCAUCUCAAACAUCCUGAGAGAGCUGGACCUGAGUAACAAUGACCUGCAGGAUUCUGGAGUGAAACUUCUUUCUGAUGGACUGAAGAGUCCAAACUGUCAGCUGGAAAUACUGAGGUUAUGUGGAUGUAAUCUCACUGCUCAGUCUUGUGGGAGUUUUUCAUCAGUUUUACAAUCCGCAAACUCUGUCCUGAGAGAGCUGAACCUGAGUAAUAAUGACCUGAAGCAUUCUGGAGUAAAGCUUCUUACUGAUAGACUGAAAAGUCCAGACUGUCAGCUGGAGAUUUUGAGGCUAUGUGGAUGUAAUCUCACUGCUCAGUCCUGUGAAAGUCUGUCUUCAGCUUUACAAUCCUCCAACUCAAACAUCCUGAGAAAGCUGGACCUGAGUAACAAUGACAUGGAGGAUUCUGGAGUGAAGCUUCUCUCUGAUGGACUGAAGAGUCCAAACUGUCAGCUGGAGAUUCUGAGAUUGUCUGGCUGUAUGGUGACAGAGAAAGGCUGUCGUUAUGUGUUUUCAGCUCUGAGUUCAAACCCCUCACACCUGAGAAAGCUGGAUCUGAGCUACAAUCACCCAGGAGAUUCAGGAGUCAAACUACUCACUGAAAAACUGUUGGAUUCAACCUACUCACUGGACAAACUCAAUGUGGAUCAUGGAGGAGAAUCCAGGAUUACAGCAGGACUGAAGAAAUAUGCCUGUUUUCUCACACUGGAUCCAAACACAGCACACAAUAAACUCAUUCUGUUUGAGGAGAACAGAAAGGUGACAUGUGUGGAUGAGUAUCAGUCGUAUCCUGAUCAUCCAGACAGAUUUGAUGAGUGGUAUCAGGUGUUGUGUAGAGAGAGUGUGUGUGGACGCUGUUACUGGGAGAUUGAGUGCAGUGGAGAUUAUCAUGUGGAUAUAUCAGUGUCAUAUAAGAGCAUCAGCAGGAAGGGACGUGGUGAUGACUGUUGGUUUGGACCUAAUGAUCAGUCCUGGAGUUUGAUCUGCUCUCCUGACAGAUACUCAUUCAGACACAAUAAGAUACAGACUGUUCUCCCUGUGAAGCCCAUCAGCAGUAGAAUAGGAGUAUAUGUGGAUGUGAGUGCAGGAACUCUGUCCUUCUACAGCGUCUCUGACACAAUGAGUCUCAUCCACACAGAACAGACCACAUUCACUCAGCCGCUCUAUCCUGGGUUUAGUGUUUAUUAUAAAUCAUCAGUGAAACUGUGUUGACGAAUCAGAAUAGACUGAUGAGAGAUUGUACCCAUAAUGCAUUGAGCUGAUGAUGUUAUUGAGUCUCUUCAUGACAUUAAUACUGCAGCUCAACUUCUGUCACUCAAAUAACAGAAUAAAUGUGUCAGAAAUCACCAUAUAGACAGUAA
This is a messenger RNA of Labeo rohita (rohu), 1422 nucleotides long. Its product is annotated as ribonuclease inhibitor. The annotation marks the transcript as partial. The record is from RefSeq and is a predicted model, not a curated record. The transcript has 6 exons. Gene Ontology annotation, molecular function: protein binding. Lineage: Eukaryota; Metazoa; Chordata; Actinopteri; Cypriniformes; Cyprinidae.